This is a messenger RNA of Colletotrichum spaethianum, 1188 nucleotides long. RefSeq names its product DNA damage-inducible protein 1. The record is from RefSeq and is a predicted model, not a curated record. The transcript has 2 exons. Gene Ontology annotation, molecular function: protein binding; aspartic-type endopeptidase activity. NCBI's taxonomy places the organism in Eukaryota, Fungi, Ascomycota, Sordariomycetes, Glomerellales, Glomerellaceae. The coding region runs from base 1 to 1188 and encodes 395 amino acids. Gene Ontology annotation, biological process: proteolysis.
AUGCCUGUAUCGACCCUCCGCGAAGCUAUCCAGGCCGAGACCACGAUCGCUCCUACAUCCCAACACCUCUACCACAACGGUCGCUUGAUCCAGGAUGAUACCAAGACGAUGGAGCAGCUGCAGAUUGCCGACGGCGAGAUGCUGGCACUGCACGUGAGGGACAUGCAAGGAAGCACUGGUGUGCCGGACCAGGGUAGAAGAGGUCCGCCGCGCCGACGACCGGGAGGACAAGACCCGGAGCUCAUCCGCCUACAAAUCCUCGGCGACCCCAACCUGCGUGCCGAAGCCACCCGCCAGCAGCCCCAGCUCGCCGCCGCGCUUGACGACCCGCAGAGAUUCGCCCAGCUUUUCAACGACAGCUAUGACCGAGAGCAGAGAGAACGCGAGGAGCGCCAGAGACAGAUUGCACGGCUGAACGAGGACCCCUUUGAUGUCGAGGCCCAGGCUAAGAUCGAGGAAAUGAUCCGCCAGGAGAGAGUCAUGGAGAACCUCCAGAACGCCAUGGAGCAUAACCCCGAAGGUAUGGAUGGCACGGGCGGCGACGCGCCGGACGUCGGAACCGCACUCGUCGAUUCUGGAGCGCAGGCCACGAUCAUGUCUCCGUCGUGCGCCGAGGCCUGCGGCAUCAUGAGACUUGUCGACAAGCGAUUCGCAGGAGUGGCCCGUGGUGUAGGCACCGCCAACAUCAUCGGUCGCGUGCACUCCGCCCAGAUUAAGGUCGGCUCAAUGUUCCUGCCUUGCAGCUUCACUGUCAUGGAGGGCAAGCAGGUGGAGCUUCUUCUCGGUCUUGACAUGCUCAAGCGUUACCAAGCCAGCAUCGACUUGGCCAAGGACAAGCUGAUCAUCCAGGGCGAGGAAGUGCCGUUUUUGGGCGAGGCCGAGAUUCCCAAGGAGAGCGAGGAGGCUUUGGAAGAGGAACCUAGGCUACCGGGACCUGCCGGUACGACCAUUGGUCAACGUUCUGGUGUCGUCAGCGGUCCGCAGGGCGCUGCCGCGGCCGCGCCGCAGCAGAACCCUCCUCAGCAGGCGCAGCAGGCGCCUCAGCAGCAGGCUGCGGCUCCGAGCUUCCCCGAGGAACACAUCAAUCAGCUUAUGGCCUUGGGGUUCCCUCGAGAGGCCGCUGUCAAUGCGUUGCAAGCAACAGGUGGCAAUGUCGAGUUCGCCGCCGGUCUCUUGUUCGGGGCAUAG